AUGAGCGGCGCGGUCCAAGACAAACUUUCUCCCAACCACAUCUUUCGCUUUCUCAUGCCGGACAUGAAGAUCAAACCAUCCUUCCUAAAAUCUAUAUUACUCAAGCGAAAGAAGAAGAAGCAAUCUAAGGCCUCGUCUGCGGCCUCUUCUGCGUCCAAUCUAACGACGCCCAUGUGCGAGACGCCCAUUGUUGCUAGUGAAGCGCCCACCGACACCGUCGAAAUAUCGCCAGCUCCAUCAGUAGCCGUAGAAGAGGCAUCCGAAACAGCAUCUACUAAAGUGUCUGAAGAGUCAGAAGGGGAGAAGCUCCAGAAGAAACUCAACGAAAAUCAUCAAAAGCUGCUUAAAUGGUUGGACCCCAUCAUAACCGUUGUGCAACUGGGCAAGGAAGCCGGUGAAGCACAUAGUACGGUUGCGCCACUCAAGGCAGCAUGCGGUAUCACUCUUGUUGCCCUCAAUAGCGUUCGCAGUACCUUGGAGCAUCACUACACUUUUCUCGAAACGGAGCAAAAGAAGGUUGAGAAAGCAUCCGACAGCGACUUUGGGAAUAUCGACGACCCUACUUUCAAAAAAGCACUUGAAACCUAUGUAGACGAGGCGCACAGAUUAUACGGGGCAAAGCCAAAGACUUGGGUCAAGCAAGCAGGAAAAGCCCAAUCGGAAGCGGAGACAAUACAAGACCUGACUGAUGAAUUAAACCGAGGCUGGGAACUACUGAGGGCCCGUGUCCUUUUCUCCGUUCGUGAUGUAUUGAACCGCGCCGAAAGCCAUAUUAUCCAAAUGAGUGAGGGAGUCAUGGAGGGCACUCGAGUUCAGCUGCUAGCGCAAAUCUCGACAUGGGCGGAUGACGCAGAUUCGCCCCAAAUAUUCUGGCUUUGCGACCAGCCCGGGUCUGGUAAAUCCACAGUUGCCGCGCAUAUGGCAAAUGUUUGGAAGAAGGAUCGCCUAGCUGCUCGCUUCUUCUUCUGCCCAGACCAACAGGAAACACGUCGAGUGGACCGCUUUGUGGCGACCAUCGCCAAACAGAUCUAUGGUAGCCAUCGGAGAUCAGCCCAGUAUCUUGUCACCGCUCUGGACAAGGUACGAGACCUAAGUGGCCCCUCCUUUGCCGAUGCAUUCAAAGUGCUGGUGAGCGAUCUUGUCGAAUUUCUCAGCAAAGCUCCUGCAGGCGUUUCCGGGGCUAGCGAGUCAUCUAAUGUUCAAAUGCCACCUCUACUCUUGGUCAUCGACAGCAUUGACCAGUGCGAGGAAUGGGAUCGUCGAUGGCUACUCGAUGCUCUUACCCACUACCUCCCAUCAAAAUCUGCUCUGAAAGUACUCGUGACGAGUACUUCCUUACCAGACAUCAAGAAGGCUUUUGAUGACCCGACUCUGGUGCACCUCUGCCAAGAUGUUUUGACGUUCCCGCCCAGUGAUGGCCAGGACGAUAUCGCAUUCUACAUCCGAAACCGACUGAACAAGCUCAGACGCGAAGACCAUGACCUUGUGGUCAAGUAUGCACACAAUCUCUUCCAGAGAGCCUUCGUUGCAUGCACGCAUCUCGAAAAGACUUUUAAUACUCCAGCUAUCCUGGCCAAGCUAGGCGCCAUGGACAAGGACGAUUCUUUCCGCCCUAUGUAUCAAGCAACAAUCGAGGCGGCCUUACCAGAUGAGGAUUCCCUCAUAGCGAUGAAGCAAGUUCUCCAGGGAAUAGCCCUUCCUUACCGACCAGUCUCCCCGGCCGUGAUUGAAUCGUUCUUUCGCCCUCCAGAAGAAGCUGGAUACGUUCCGGAUUAUGUCAGCCGGCUCCUAACCUCAUUGCGAAGCGUCGUAUUCCACUCUCCAAAAGAAUUGUAUAGACCCAUUCACAUCCUGCAUCCUACUUUUACCGAGUUCCUCAAGACAAUCGACCGUGACGAAAAAUUCUCAAUUAUUCCUUGGGCCGGCCACGCAAAUAUUGCCAGAGUGUGCAUAGAGCUCCUCCAAUCCCUUCCAAGCAACCCUCCAAACCCGCCUUCCUUGAGACCAUCGUCUACCUUCGAGCCGCUGUUACCCAGUUCCCUUCCACCCUCCGUCGCUUCCGUUUUGAACGACAACCGCCACGCCACACUUCGUUAUGGAAUAGCAUUUUGGACGCGUCAUGCUGCUGAAGGCUUACUUGACGAUGAGCUUCGUUUACAGUUGGUGCCGCUAUUCCAAAGUAAAACUCUUGACUGGAUAUACCACGCUGCACAACUACGGGAGCUCAGCGAAUGUAUUGAAGGGAUGCAACUUCUAAAGAAAAAAUUAGAGACCCAACAACGUCUGUCCUAUGCCCCCGAAGCACUCUCUUGGUCCAAUGACAUCAUAGAGUUCCUGCAGGAUCACAUGAAGAUGUUGGAGGAAUGUCCGUCGGAAACCUAUCGCUCAGCACUCCUUUUCCUGAGCCCUACCUCCUCGAUCUUCCGAACGUAUCGAGCAACACUCUUACGAUAUCUCCCUACUCAACUAUACGAUGAUCGUGUCUUGAAUUCCAGUCUCCAGUCUCCCCUGACCUCGCUCCAAUUCUCUCCUAAUGGAAGAUUUGUUGUAAGUGUCUCUUCGGAUGGACAAGGCCAUCUUUGGGAUGCACACAAUAGCGCACUCAUCCAAAAACUCGGACAUCACGAGAAUACCGCUAUUAGCUGCAUGGCCUGGUCUAAUAAUUCCAGGUUGCUUGCAAUGGGUUCCUCUGAAGGCAAUGUCUACGUAUGGGAACUCUCCGUUCACGGCCCACUGAAUAAUCGACCCAUGGUCCUCGAAGCAGACUCUAUUGUGAUCAAGUGCCUCGCGUUCUCGGCUUCGAGGUCCCUCCUAGUCUGUGGCGGGGAAGACGGGUCACUAGUUCUAUGGAAGCUCGAGAAUCAAAGAUGGACGAUGCAAUUACACUGGGGCACCGGAUCGGCCAUUAAGACCCUGUCGCUCACUCAUACUGGAGAUAGACUUGUCUGUCUCGAUGAGUCGGGGUUUCUUAGGCUCUAUAACCUUGAGAACCUGGAUACCUUAACCGAAGUCGUUUUGACGAGUCGAGGUCGAUCUGAUGGGCCCAGCUAUCUCUCAUUUUCGACAGAUGGCCGGACUCUGGCGGUUUACGUCGAUGGAACAUUGAGCGUGCUCGAUGUUCUCAACGACAUGAAGCAGUUUAUGUCUCUACAGGGACAUGCUUGCUCACCAUACUUUGCGACUCGAAACGGACUGGAAUACCUUUACUGGGAUCGGUGGAUCCUCGAUUUCAACCGCAUUUCAAGAGACGAUCUAGUCCAAGAGGAGAAUGGCAUAGAUUAUUUGGUUACGGCGUCUUCGGACCCGAUCAGGGUACCAUUGGUCUAUCUCGAAGAGAAUAUGACCACUGUUAGGGCCUACAGAGCUGAGGACCCUCUCAUGGCGGUUCCCUCAAGUUGGAGGGUCCGAUGCUGGGCGGCAUUUCAGCAACGGAUCGCAUUUGGUUUAGAGAACGGUCAGGUGGCUAUAAUGGACGUUGAGCAGGAUGAACUAGAUGGUGCAUCCAUAUACUCAACUGCUUCAGAGGGAGCUGUUUGA
Acaulospora colombiana is the source of this 3537-nucleotide messenger RNA. Lineage: Eukaryota; Fungi; Glomeromycota; Glomeromycetes; Diversisporales; Acaulosporaceae. The record is from the annotation of a GenBank genome assembly.